Amaranthus tricolor (Joseph's coat) is the source of this 1651-nucleotide messenger RNA. Its product is annotated as protein yippee-like At5g53940. Gene Ontology annotation, cellular component: ubiquitin ligase complex. The record is from RefSeq and is a predicted model, not a curated record. NCBI's taxonomy places the organism in Eukaryota, Viridiplantae, Streptophyta, Magnoliopsida, Caryophyllales, Amaranthaceae. Bases 430 to 813 code for a protein of 127 amino acids. The transcript is spliced from 5 exons.
GUGUUUUUUAGAGAUUGUUAAAAGAAUGGAAUUAAUUUUCAUGAAUUCCCCUUAUCUGUUAUCUCUUACGAGUCUCACAUGGGCCUUCAACGAAGCCUAUUUUCGGACCCAGCCCACUUUCCAAAUUGCUCGACACUAUUACAUCCUCAAAUGACCGGUAAAUCCCUUUUCCGGUAAUCUUUUCAUGUUUCUUCGGGUGUUGAGGUCAUCAAACUUUUGUAAAAGUUUUCUGAUUACUUGUUAUUGUUACCCAUUAAAUUAAGGGGAAAACCCCAACUUCUUCCCCUACUCUUUAACUUUUAUAUGAAUUGUUCAAACUUAAAGAUCCAUGAUAAAGAUUCUAUUUUGAUCACAAAUUAAAAGAAAAAUCUGUUUUAUUGGUGGAAAAGAAAGAGAAAAAGUAUAUAAAAAAAAGUUGGAGUGUUGGUGAUGGGAAGAGUGUUUCUUGUUGAAUUAGAUGGCAAAGUCUACCGCUGUAGAUGCUGUGAUAGCCCUUUAGCUCUUGCUGAUGAUAUCCUUUCUCGGUCAUUCAGCUGUCGCAAAGGGAGGGCUUAUCUUUUUGAAAAUGCGGUAAAUGUGACAACUGGACCAGAAGAAGACAGACUUAUGAUGUCUGGAAUGCAUACAGUUGCUGAUAUAUUUUGUUGUGGAUGUGGCCAACUUCUUGGUUGGAAAUAUAUGGUAGCUCGGGAUAAAAACCAGAAGUACAAAGAGGGAAAGGUGGUUCUUGAAAGAUGGAGGAUAAGUGAGGACUCUAGUGAGGAGUUUAAUGUUGAUGAUCGUCAAAAUUCAAGCGAUCCCGAAUAUCCUUAAUUAGCAAAAACUGUGGCAUUAAUAAUACUCCAAAUGAAUGAAUGUAAAUAAAGUUAUGAAGUUUGAGGUUUUAUCUGUCGCCUCUGCUUAGAAAAUUGAUGUUAAAAUAAAUGAUUAGUCUCAGAACUGCUUUAGUUAGUGAUUAAAUAAAGAAUUGUUAUGAUUAUAUUUCCAUCCCAAAUAGCAUGAAGAUUGGAAUUACUACUUUUGUUACUCCCUAAUCCCUACGCUAAUCUAAGAACACAUCACAGACUCAUAUCUCUAACCAACACACAUUAUGUCAACAAUCAAUAGUUAAGAGUUCAAUAAUCAUAUUUAUUAAUCUUUUUUUUUUUUUUUUUUUUUUUUUUUUUUUAUAACUUUUUUACUUCUGUAACAUACUUCAAAGUUCAAAGUAAAGAAAACUGAGUGACGGGCUGACGGCUCAGCUGCCGACAAUAAUGUGUAAAACCAAAGUUUGUUUACGACAAGACAAAUGUGUAAAACCACAUUGUGUGAUAACAAGAGAGUGUUAGAAGGUCUACACAAUAUGCUGCAUAGAGUAUGGUAGUAGAUUCAUUCAAUGCAAAAAAUUGUUUCUGUGUACAAUGUUUAAAAGACACUUCUAUAUACACUAUUUAUUAUGUUCCACUAAAAAAUUGCUCACAAAAAAAUUCUAACAUAAAAGUCAUUGUAGGGAUCUUUACGAGACGGCUAAAUAUUUUUAAUUGAAAGUUAGGGAUAUAUAUAUGGCAUGAUAAUUACUUUUUGCUUGCCUUAAAGAAAAUUAAUGGAAAAAAAAAUAAAGACUAUAACUAUUAAAAAAUAUAUUUUUAAGAAGUGAGAAAUAUGUGGAGGU